Molecule: messenger RNA, 1997 nt
Organism: Alternaria rosae
Lineage: Eukaryota; Fungi; Ascomycota; Dothideomycetes; Pleosporales; Pleosporaceae
Product: major facilitator superfamily domain-containing protein
Exons: 5
Coding region: 133-1911 (592 amino acids)
Biological process (GO): transmembrane transport
Molecular function (GO): transmembrane transporter activity
Source: RefSeq, a predicted model, not a curated record
AUGUGGGAGGGAUUGGGGAUAUAGGAUAGUAAUUGUCCCGUUACUCAGGGUAGAGAGUUGGAAACACCUCGUCUUCCUCGUUGAAGUCGCAGCACCGAAUCAACAGGAUUAUUCGACUCAGUCUGCUAUAUCAUGGCUUCAGAUACCAUUCAACCCGACUAUGAGAAGGAGAAACAACAAGUCAGUCAUCAUAUCGAACAUGCAAGCCCCCAUCAUGGUACAGACUUGUCGCUGGAGUCACAACAUGAACAAACGGACCAAGGCGUGGAUAUGAACAACGCCCAUGCACUCAAAGGAGACGACUCAGAUGGCAAGGUAGAGUGGAGUGUGCGUAGUAUCUUCGCCGCCAUCUUCCUCGCCGCACUGUACACCGGCUCCCAAGUAAUCCUCUACUUUGCCGGCGCCUCCCUCUCCUUCAUUGAAGCGGAUCUCAAUCUCGACCGUGGCUCAGCUUGGUUGCCCACUGCAAACAUCCUCGCCAUCGCCGCUGUAUGUCCUUAUGCAGGCUACCUCCAAGACCUCUUUGGGAAACGCUACAUUGCCCUCUUCGGCUCCUUCUGCAUCUGCCUGGGAUGCGCGUUGAUGGGCAGUGGACAGAAUUUCGGACAACUAUUGGCUGGCAUGGCGAUUUCGGGGGCGGGGGCUGCGACGGGGGAGUUGACUGGUCUUGCUGGCCUCGCAGAAGUCGUCCCCGUAAAAUACCGUGGCUACUCCCUCGCCCUCGUAACCGCCUUCGUCCUCCCCUUCUGCCCCUACCUCCUCUACGUAGAACUCUGGUCGCAUUCCUCCACCGGACCAGGUUGGCGCUGGGGUCCCUGGGUCGCCCUAAUCUUCAACGCCAUUGUCGGCAUCGGCCUCGCCCUAACCUACUUCCCACAGCGCCACGCCCGCGACGCCUCCUUCUCGCGAAAAGCGAUUCUAAAACGCAUCGACUACAUCGGCGGCGUGCUAUCCAUAACAGGCCUAACCCUCUUCCUCGUCGCCCUCCAAUCAGGCGGGUACACACAUCCCUGGACGUCCGCCUACGUCCUCUGCACCAUGCUAAUCGGGCUCUUCUUAAUCGCCGCGUGGGUGCUCUACGAAGCCAAGUUCGCAGCCUACCCUAUGGUACCAGCCGCCCUUUUCUCCGGACAGAGGAUAGUGGGUCUCGCAUAUGUCGUUGCGUUUAGCGCGGGUAUGAAUUUCUUCUCUAUUUUAAAUUUCUUUCCUAUUACUUUUAGUAGCGUUUACACUCCCGUUCCUGUUUCUAUCGGACUACGGGGUUUGGGGCCUGCGCUUACGACAGCUGUUGGGGCGAUUUUCUUUAAUGCGGCACUGUCUAGGUUUCCGGGACAUACGAGGGAGGUGCUGCUUGUGGCGGUGGGGAUUAUGACGGCCUUCGCAGGGGCGCUGGCGGUUAUGACGCCGGAGAACGAGAAACUGGUCCUAUUCCUUGGAUCCAUGGCGGGUUUCGGCGUAGGCGGUGUCCUUGUUCCUGCCGCGACAGUCGCUAUGCUCGUUUGUCCGGAUGCGCUCAUUACGACGGCUGCAGCGUUGUCGCUGUCGAUUCGCACUGUUGGGGGUAGUAUUGGUUACUCCAUUUACUACAACAUUUUCGCUGGGAAGCUGACUGCCAAUCUGCCGAAGUAUACGGCGCUGUAUGCAGUACAGGCUGGUUUGCCGCUGGAGAGCGUGGAGGCCUUUGUGGGGUUGUUUCUUACGGAACCGGAGGCGCUGGCUACGACGACUAUUCCUGGUGUCACACCGGAGGUUAUUGAGUCUGCGACGAUUGGGACGCGGUGGGCGUAUAGUGAGAGUUUGAAGUAUGUUUGGUUCACGAGUAUCGCCUUCGGAAGCAUAGCAAUAGUCUGCACGCUCCUCCUCCCCAGCACAAAGAAGUACCAGACGAACCGCGUGGCUGUACGGAUCUGAGACACUACCUUCAGAAUACUUGGGUCCAUCUUCCUUGCUACUUAGCUCCUUAGUUAUUACAAUACAAUCAAAGUGAACGAAUCUCA